UUAAAGUUAUGGUUGUCUUUGGGGUUUUAGCCCUUAUAAGUGCAUCUAUUGCGAUCGAUUUAAAAUCAGAAAACGAUGAAACAUCCGACUUUUCGGCCUCAUCGAGAGAUAUUACGAUUGGUCCAACCACUAUGGAUGACGAGAUGUUAUCUACUGCCGUAUCUGUCGUAACAUCAGCUCUUGUGAGAUAUAAUACUGCCACGGAACGAGUUUUAUUUAUACAAUCUUCUAUGAUCGCAGCUUAUCCAGACAUAUUUUUUAAUGUUGUUGAAGAUUACGGUGCCUAUACGAUUAAGUCUUCUCAAGGCGCUCAAAUUACCGGCCCUGAUUUAAAUGGAAAAGAUAGACGUUUUUUAAUUUUCUCUUAAAUAGUUAAAUAUAUAUAUACAUAUACAGGGCGCGUCAA
Onthophagus taurus is the source of this 406-nucleotide messenger RNA. NCBI's taxonomy places the organism in Eukaryota, Metazoa, Arthropoda, Insecta, Coleoptera, Scarabaeidae. The record is from RefSeq and is a predicted model, not a curated record.